This is a messenger RNA of Cajanus cajan (pigeon pea), 1989 nucleotides long. RefSeq lists its product as uncharacterized. Gene Ontology annotation, cellular component: membrane. NCBI's taxonomy places the organism in Eukaryota, Viridiplantae, Streptophyta, Magnoliopsida, Fabales, Fabaceae. The record is from RefSeq and is a predicted model, not a curated record.
CACAAUUGGACAUUAGUUUUCUUUCUAGACCUCAUAUAUGCAAAUAUGCCGUUGUGGUUUUCGAAUUUGUUUUUUGCGUUUUGAUCGAGGAUGACAAAAAUCUAAAGUAGUUUCAAUUGUAGUUGGAUUUGGCUAAAAAUUUGUUCUCCAAGAAUUGUGAAUAGCCCGAGUUCCAAUGGGUUUUCUGAUUAAAGAGUUAAAACAUGAGAAGGUGAUGAGGGCUUAUCAGAAGUUUAUUCUAUGGCAAGAAAUAAGAUAGAAAGUUAUGUGUCAAUUUUCACACAUAUAUAUAAAGGAUUUUGUUCAUCCCUUUGCUUGAGAAAUUAAUCCUAAAGAGUAUAGCUUCUUGGAGGUCCUAAGAAAGUUUUCCAGAUAUCCUUUUUCAUCUACUAGUUUAUAAGGUUAAAGUCUUAAAGAUGGCAAACCCCAAAGGCACCACCCGUGGCCUAGCAUCUAUUAUUGUGAUCAUGACAUUAAUUCUCUCCAAAACUGCAGCACAAGUAGUAGCAAAUAAUGUGUCAAAACCCAUUAAAAUGAAGGACAAUACUGUUAGAGUUGAUCCAUUUGAUAAUUUAAAAAAAUACAGAGGAGGAUUUGACAUCACCAAUGUGCACUAUUGGACUUCAGUAUUCUUCACAGGAAUAUUUGGAUAUGCAAUUGGGGGGCUUUGGCUUUUGUUAGGAAUUGUGUGUGGAUUACUUUUUGUAAUAAACAAAUUUUGUUGCCAAAAAGAUGGAGGAAGAAACACCAAGAAAUGUCUUCCUUGUAUUUGCAAGAGUUGUCAUUUUUCGCCAAUUCCUCUGAUUAUGUCACUCAUCAUAUUAAUUAUGGUUGCUAGUGUGAUAGUUUACAUUGGGAGUGCAAAAUUCUAUUCUGAAUCAAGGACUUCAGUUAAGGUUAUAAUCAAGAUAGCAGCUGACGCGUCAGAAAUCAUACACAAUGCAACAACAGCAUUAGGACAAAUCCAAAAAGCGUUGGUGGGAUCCGGUAUUAGUGAAGACAUUUCUACAAAACUUAACUCUACGGCUAAGAAAUUAGAUAAUGUUGUUGACAAAAUCGUAAACAUAACUACCAAAAAUAGGCGCACUGUUAACAAGGCUUUCAAAGUAAUGUUAUUAUUUCCUAUUGUGAUCGUAAGCUUGAAUUUAGUUGCAGUACCAUUUUUGUCAGUUUUUGGAGUAAAGAUGUAUUGGAAGCCAUUUUACCUGCUUGUUAUACUGUGCUGGUUGAUGACGGCGUUGUGCUGGCUAAUCUUUGGAUUGUAUUUCUUCUUGGCAAAUUUUUCUAGUGAUACGUGCACAGUUCUUUGCAACUUCGAAGAAAAUCCCUAUAACAACAGUCUAACCUUCAUCCUCCCUUGUAAUGAGUUGCGCUCAGCAAAAUCAAUUCUACAUGAAAUUGGUGCACGGUUCUCCAUCCUUGUCAAUGAGGUGAAUGCAAACUUGGCGAAUUUGAUUCCAGAUAAUGUUACCCUGUGCAAUCCUUUCACAGGACCACCUGAAUAUUUAUAUCAGACAGAGCAUUGCCCACCUAAUUCUUUUCAAGUAGGAGAUAUCCCAAAGGUAUUGGAGCCUUAUACUUGUUUUGAUGAUGAAAAAUGUAGCAGUGAAGAUUUAUUAGUUGGUAGUGAAUAUAGGUUAAUUGAGUCUUAUGCAAUGCCAAUUCAGAGCCUACUGAAUAUGAUUCCUUGGAUGGAUCACUUGAUAGGAUGCAGGUUGGUGAAAGAUGCAUUCUCUCAAGUCCUGGAGAAACACUGCAAGCCUUUGAAGAAAUCUGCUCGGAUGGCAUGGAUAGGUUUGGUGUUUCUUGCAGUGAUGAUGAUGUUUUUAAUUGUGUUAUGGACAAUCAAGGCUUGUCAAGAUCACCACAGUUAUCAUCCUUCAGAUUCUCCUGUGUAACCAACCCCAUUUUGUAAUAGGAAUUUAGGAAAUAAUAAUGAUAAUUGAGACCAGUUUAAGAGAUUAAUCACACUAAUCAUAGCAACCGCAA